Messenger RNA from Spodoptera exigua (beet armyworm), 3466 nucleotides. NCBI's taxonomy places the organism in Eukaryota, Metazoa, Arthropoda, Insecta, Lepidoptera, Noctuidae. The record is from the annotation of a GenBank genome assembly.
CUCAGUCGCACCGCGGUCGACAACGAAGCAGUGGCCGACCGGACACCGCCGUCGACAACUCAGGUGAGCCGCCGCCGCACACGACUUGUUAAGCCGAACACUCGAGUCCUGCGAGUAGAAGCCGUUUCGCGCCUUCGUAAUUAGCGGUAGUGUUCCUGUGGGGGCGCGUAGUCACAACACGGAGGGUACCGCCGCCGCCGCGACUCCUCGCUCGCCUGUUGCCCGCGACGCCCGCGCUCGCGACACGCUCCUGCCGACACUCGUAGUGCCGCCGCAUGCAGCCCGCUGGAGACGCAGGAUACAUCUCAGCAAGUUACGAAAUGAGGAAUAAUGUCAAGCCGUCGUUUUGGGGUCAGAGGACCAAGAUGGAGAAGCGACUGAUGCUGGCAGCGGUGGUGAUGUCCAUUCUGGCCAUCGCUUUCUUUGCCGCGUUUAUCGCCACCCUCCUUGUGCGGUCCUCCACUGAUAUCAACGACAUACCCCAGACUAGUGAACUGAGAAUUUCUUCGUCCAUGCCGCCAUCAGUUGUUGCUGUUGGAUCUGCAGCAGAUAAGAAGGUGUGCACCUCCCCGGGAUGCAUUCACACAGCCUCUAAACUGCUGCUGAACAUGGAUGAGAAGGUGGACCCUUGUGAUGACUUCUACGACUUUGCUUGCGGCUCUUUUGUAAAGAACACUCGCAUACCUGAUGACAAGACCUCAGUGAACACGUUCUCGCUCAUCACUGAUCAGCUUCAAGAACAGAUUCGUGCGCUACUGGACGAACCUAUUGUGGAGAACGAGCCCAGACCAUUCGUCCUUGCCAAAACUCUGUACCAGGCCUGCAUGAACCGAACUGCCAUCGAGUCCCGAGGAGUUCAACCCCUGCUUGACAUGCUAAAGAGGCUCGGCGGCUGGCCCGUGCUCGACGGCAACAACUGGGACGAAAAAUCCUUCACCUGGGAAAAGUCUGUGUACAACUUCAGGUCCGCCGGCUACUCCGUGGAUUAUUUCCUUGACUUCUCCAUCAGCGUCGACGUCAAGAACUCCACGAAGCGCAUCAUCGAUCUGGACCAGGCGUCUCUAGGUCUGAGCAGAGAGUACCUGAACCGCGGAUUUAGCGACAAGCUCGUACAGGCCUACUACGAUUACAUGGUUGACAUCGCAGUGUUGCUGGGAGCUGAGCGCCCGCGGGCUGAGACUGAACUUAAAGAAUCACUGCAAUUCGAAAUGAAACUUGCCAACAUUUCCUUGCCAUUGGAAAAGCGUCGUAAUGCCACCAGCCUUUACAACCCGAUGACCAUUGCUGAACUUUCUGAGAAGUUCCCUAAGAUCCCUUGGCUGGAAUACAUCAACCGCCUGCUCGCUCCUCACGUCAAGGUUGGAGAAGAUGAAGUUGCCAUCGUCAGCGUUCCCAAAUACAUUUCCGAUUUAGAGCUUCUUUUGGAAACUACGCCGAAGCGUGUGCAAGCGAACUAUGUGAUGUGGCGAGUGGCUGGUGCGUCGGUAUCCUACCUGACUGACAACCUUCGUAGACGUCAACUGGCUUACGUAACCGCUCUCUCGGGGAAGACUGAGAGGGAAAGCCGAUGGAAGGAGUGUGCUGACACCACUAGCGUCAGUAUGUCUAUCGCUGUGGGCGCCCUCUACAUCAGGAAAUACUUCAACGAGAACUCAAAAGCUAAUGCUUUGGAAAUGGUGAACGACAUCAGGCAACAGUUCCGUAAGACCCUGAACGAAGUAGACUGGAUGGACGAGAAGACCCGUCAGGCUGCUUUGGAGAAAGCUGAUUCCAUGGCCUCGCACAUUGCCUACCCCAGCGAGAUGUUGGACAACGACAAACUGGCUAAAUUUUAUGAUGGAUUGGAAAUGUCCUCGGAUAAACUGAUGGAGUCCGUACUGAACUUGACACUGUUCGGCACUGAGUACUUGUUUGGCAAGCUGCGGGAGCCAGUCAACAAGACCGACUGGGUGACCCACGGCCGUCCCGCCAUCGUCAAUGCUUUCUACUCAUCCAUUGAAAACAGUAUUCAGUUCCCUGCCGGUAUCUUGCAAGGCGCGUUCUUCUCAGCUAAACGUCCCGCCUACAUGAACUACGGCGCUAUUGGUUUCGUCAUCGGCCAUGAGAUCACCCACGGUUUCGACGAUCAGGGCCGUCAAUUUGACAGGAAUGGCAACUUGGUGGACUGGUGGCAAGAAAUGACUAAGCAGAAAUACCUAGAGAAGGCCAGGUGCAUCAUUGACCAGUAUUCCAACUACACCGUGGCUGAAGUAGGACUCAAGUUGAACGGAGUGAACACCCAAGGCGAGAACAUUGCAGACAAUGGCGGUAUCAAGGAAGCUUACUACGCGUACCAGGCCUGGACCCACCGACACGGAGACGAGGCGCGUCUACCCGGACUUGAAAAAUACACUCCCAAACAGCUGUUCUGGCUGAGUGCGGCCAACACCUGGUGUUCAGUAUACCGGAACGAAGCGAUCAAGCUGCGCAUCACGACAGGAUUCCACGCGCCCGGACGUUUCCGUGUCGUCGGCCCCUUCUCCAACAUGGAAGAGUUCGCCCAGGACUUCAAAUGCCCCGCCGGAUCACCGAUGAACCCCAUCAACAAAUGCAAAGUGUGGUAGUGCCUCUGCCGCCCCACCCACCUCUCGAACGCUGACAUGUGCCCCGGUGCAUGGCAGACACGCCACGCCUACCUGACGAGCUAUUGACGAGCUACUCCCAAACGACCACACGCUGAACAUUCGAGACACAUGGAUAAAUUCUGUACUUAAUCCUAGGAACAUUAUAAACGUACAUGCGAAUUAUUAGAAGUAUUUUGGUCACUAUUUAUCUAAACAAUUUGAUUGUCUAGUACUUACGUAUCCGUAGCUCGACAGAGUUAGGUCGAUGUACCCACACCGCAACCUGCACUUACCCCCGGGUGAGUGCAAGUUUCAAGGUGUACCUACAUAUGUUCAAUGUUUAGAUGUCACCUGAUAUUUCGAUGUUGUUAAACUUGUAAAUAGAUUAGCUGAAUUGUGUUUAUAGAUAGUUUUGUACUCUUCAAUCACAUGCUACGAUUCACGAUACAAUUAGAAUUCGGUGAGACUUUAGACUGAGCACAGAACAUUAGAUAUUUGACGGGUAUCAUUAUCUACUUGGUGUACAAGCUGACACUUAUUUUAUUUACUUGAGCCUGCUUGUAACACAAGAAUUGAAUUGUUACGAUUUAGUCUUUCAUAUUUAUUGUAGCCGCAGUUACAGGAAGCCGAGCAGAAACCAUUCGAUUUUUAUUAAUAAUAAUAUUAUAUUACUAAACAAUUGUAUUAUUAUCUGUAGGAACUAUUACUGCGGCUGUUAGUGUAUUAAUGUACUAAUACUGUAUCGAAUCUCACUUAAACGUGAUUAAGAAACGAACAGUGAUAAUUUAAUUUAAACUUAAGUACCUAGUUAGUAGCGUUUUUGGAUACAAUCAUUGUUGUAAAUCAUUGAAAAUCAAUAUAAG